GAUUUCGAGGAGAUUCGUCGUAGUCGACUAUUGACUAGUGCAGUGGACGGCGAAUACAUGCCAAUCCAAGUCGCUGCGUUGGAGAGAAAAGGAAAAGACAUGCUGGAGGUGACGCUGGACUACGCUGUUGACGAAGACACAGUCUUAGUCACAAAUUCAAAUUCAUCUAGUACAGGAACAGGUCGUGGAGCAACUACUUCUUCUACAUCCGACGACACGUCUCGUAGUUUGAGAACUUUCACCGACUUCUUACCAGGGGAUCAAUUUGGUAUUCUAGCCACGAAUACGAAGAGUGUCCAAGACAAGUUCUUGCACCAUUGCAGAGUGAGCUCGGCUGAUAUUUUGACUCAAUAUUUUUUAAAAGACUACGUGUGGGCACCGGCCAAGGCAAACGCUAGUACUUCUUGGCACUCGAGUCCUCUGAAACGCUGGCACGACAAUUGGCGCACCUUCAUGCGAUUCAACGUGAACAAAAGCUCCUAUGAAGACUCUCCUCGUGUCGUGACCUCAUAUUACUCUACAGUUGGCCAUUUGAUUCCUUCGUACAAGCAGGAGAAAGACGAAAAACGGCCAGAGUUGAUGGCGCAGAUGAAUAGGAGUCUAGAAGAGGAAAGUGAGCUGAUUUCCGCAGAGGAUUUGUUGCAGUUCGCGGACUUGACAGAUGCCACGCAGAAAUGCCAACAGGAUGAGCCGAAAGAUGAAACCGACUUGCUGUUACGUCUUGCACCGCAGAGGGAAAGGCUAUUUUCCUUUGCUGGUGGUAAUGAUGGACUAAGCAGGCCAGACCUGAAAGGGAAGCCAACUCUUCGAUUACCGUUUGACGAAAAUUUGGC
Molecule: messenger RNA, 833 nt
Organism: Amoebophrya sp. A25
Lineage: Eukaryota; Dinophyceae; Syndiniales; Amoebophryaceae
Source: the annotation of a GenBank genome assembly